CAAAACUAGAAAAAUAACAUAUUAAACGGCCUAUUUAAAUAUGGAAGAAGUCGAUAAAAUCAUAUUAGAUUCGUUAAGAAAUUUAGAAUGUAAUAUUGACGAUGAGAUUGAAAAUUUGAAGCAAUUCGAUGCCGAUAUGGUAACAUCUGCGGUAUCUUCAUGCUUGGAAGCUAUUUUACACACUUCCUUUCCCAAAAAACUGCCACCUUCUAUGAGCGCUAAAUUAAACCUAGCAACUACUCUAGCCGAGCAGAUAAAAGAUUUAGGUUUUCGAGGUGAUAUGGGCUAUCAAACUAUUUUAUACUGUAAUGUAGAAGAAGUGAGAAGGACGUUGAUGUUUCUAAUUGAAAGAUUGCCUAGAGAACCUAUUAAAACUAAUACUGUCGAGCAGCUCGGUUACGUUCCUAGAAUCGUUAAAUCUUUAGAAGAAAACAUCAAGGAUAGUUUAUCAAAAACAUGGGUUCCUAGUUGUGUUUUGAAACAAGGAGUUAGAAAAACGAGUAACGGAUACAUUGUAAAUAGUUUAGGAGGCAGUUGCUCUCUAAGAACAAGACAAAUAGAAAUUCCUAAUUCACAGGUACAAAAUGAAGAUCUAAAAGACUAUUGGAUUUACGUGGUACCUGAUGUUACAAAACAAUGCCCUGCCUCGAAAUUGAUACCAUCAUUGCUGUACAAUGAUAAUCGGUUUCCGCAGAACUUUAAUCUGAAACAUGUAAUAAAAAAAGCCGACGUACUGUCUCUUCAAACCAUCGAAAGCGACAUAAACAUUACCAGACCAAUAGAAGUUAAUAAAGACAACAACCACAAUGCAAACGUAGAUGAAAUCGAAACUGAAGAAAACAAAAUAACGAAAUUGACGGCUGAAUUAGAAGAGAAGAAACAGAAAUAUAUUGUAAUGCAAGAGAAGAUUAAAACGCAAGAAGAUUUACUUAAAGAGUUGGUUAGAACAAAAAACCUGGAGCAGGACAAUCUACAGGAAAUUCUCGCCAACGUGAAAUUAAAAACGAAAAUCCAAACUGUGCUGGAGAAAGAAGAGAAUUUGGCUAAGCUAAACAACAUGAUAGCGAAAGCUACUGAUCGACUCGAAGAGUUAGCGAGGCAAUGGCCGGAGAUACAGCAACCAUUGCUACAACAAUACAUGUCAUUGAAAAGUACUCUAACCAGUGAAGAGACUAAACAUCAAGAGCAAAAAAUGAAGGUAGAAAAUUUAAAAAGAAUUGAAGCGAACCUACAAGACGAUCUAAAAAUAAAGAAGGAAUUAAAUCAGAAUUUGCGACAGCAAUGUCAGCAAUUAAAUAAAACAAACACUAGAGCCAUGUAUACUAGACGAAUCUUAGAAAUCAUCGGUAACAUAAACAAGCAAAAUAACGACAUUGAAAAGGUCCUGAAAGACACCAGAGAGAUUCAGAAAGAAAUAAAGAAUUUAACCGGUCAAGUCGACAGAUCGUUCACCUUAGCAGAUGAAUUAAUAUUUUAUGAUGCUAAAAGCGAAGAAACGGCUCGUCGGUCCUACAAAUUGCUGGCAUUCCUUCGGGAUGAAUUCAAUUUGAUACUGAAAACUUUGGAAGAUUUAGGCGUGCUCGAGAGGGAAUGCAGAAAUUUAGAAGAGCAGAUCGAAAUGGAAAAGGCUAAAGACAUUAACAUUAAACUCGAUAGAAUCACGUCGGAUUUGAAGCAAAUACAAAAAGAAACGGAUAUGUUGAGAAAACAAUCAAUGAAAAGCUAGUCAAAAGUGUUCGAUUUUUUUUAUUGAAAUAAGGUAAUGUAAAUGCAAGUAAACUGGUAUAUAUUCUCAAAUGUUAUUUAUAUGUAUUGAAUUAUUAAAUUAUACAAUAUGAAAAU
Messenger RNA from Phyllotreta striolata, 1842 nucleotides. NCBI's taxonomy places the organism in Eukaryota, Metazoa, Arthropoda, Insecta, Coleoptera, Chrysomelidae. The record is from the annotation of a GenBank genome assembly.